This is a messenger RNA of Solanum tuberosum (potato), 1274 nucleotides long. RefSeq names its product F-box protein At5g52880. The transcript has 6 exons. Bases 205 to 1095 code for a protein of 296 amino acids. The record is from RefSeq and is a predicted model, not a curated record. Gene Ontology annotation, molecular function: protein binding. Lineage: Eukaryota; Viridiplantae; Streptophyta; Magnoliopsida; Solanales; Solanaceae.
AUUUAUAUACGCAGACAAAUGCUACAAGUAGUUUGUUUUGCGAACCAAUAAACUCCAGAAAAUCAAUCAUCCUUCGUGUUUACGCACAUCUUUGGAUCUUCAAUCGCCAUUGAAAGCAAGCGGCGCCGACUCUGUAGCUCCCCAAAUACACGGGAUAUAUAAAUUUUACGAUCUAAUGUGUUGGUUUGGCUCGAAAUAGUGGAGAUGGGAGGUUCAAUGAUGGAGAGGUAUCAAAAACUAGGGUUAAAGGAGUCGUUGAAUCAACCCUAUCGUUACCCAAUUGCUUGUGAUGAGCUAAGCCUUAUUCUAAGAAAUGCAUAUUCCAGAAUUCCCAAAAAUUUGCAAUCUCUCAUCUUCCAAGACUCCCUCGCCGCCUUUGGUCUCCUCCCUGAAAUGCAGACACAAGCGGCUAUAUCAGCAGCACAUGGCUUGCUUCAAAGCAUGGAAGCUGCAUUACCAAAACAAAAGAAAGCCUUAGCUGCAUCUGAAUUCAAACAGGCUAUGGUUACUCAUAGGAGGCGUAGGAAGGUCCGACCAGUGUUAGAAGGUAGGAGCCAACUUCCUGAGGAUGUUCUUGUACACGUAUUUGGUUUCUUAGACUUGAAGUCUCUUGUUACUGCUUCUUCAGUCUGCAGGUCAUGGAGUGUGGCAGCUAGUGACAAUCAUCUCUGGCAGUCUAUACAUAUUAGCUUUUUUGGGAAGUCAAGUGACAUCCCAAACAUUAUCAGGUUUACUAACGGUGUGGAGAGAAUUUCUUUUACUCCGGGAAAUACCGCUGCAGAUAAUGUUGACUGGAAAGAUGCUUUCAAGCGAGGUUAUAGAGGUAUUUCAAACAAGGUAUCAUCCCAGAGGGGCUUUUGCAAGCAGUGCAAUUCAAUUGUUUGGUUGAGUAAUUCCAAGUGUUCCAAUGAAUACGAUGGGAAAAUUUCUGAUGAACAUCAGAUCAUGCCUGUGUCACUUGAACAGAUUGUUGACUAUGUAAUAGAGGAGUCCAUACCUUCCUCGGAUAGUGAUAGUGAUUCAGAUGACUCAGUUGAUGGAUCAGUCUUCAAGCUGUGGGCCUAUCCCAGGCGAGUUAGUGAGCCACAUGCAUGAUGUGGAAGCAUAUGGAAGAUCCUUGUUAAUAUAUCAAAACAUACUGCGAUUCCUUUGCUGGGGAUUGAAAAAAUGAUGUGAAGGAUUGUAACUAAUAUCAACAUGAAAAUAGCACAUUUUGAGAAUUUGUUGCAUCAAUCAAAUGUAACAAUUAAUUAGUCUUGCAUGUUGUUUCGUCA